UGUGAGCAAUGCGAUUUCUUUUAUGAUUACCAAAAAUGGUGACUACGGAAUCAAUCUAAGUUUUGUUAUUUAAUGUAAUACGUUUAUUGAGCUCAAGAAAAAAUUAACCGGAAGAUAAAAUUUUCUUUUCCAAAGUCGAUUUCAUCGAUAAUUUGAGAUGAUCAACCAGACUGACCAAUAUGCAGAGCAUCGCGAGCAAAUGAUUACGCACGUGGUGCUCCCUCGGCAUUUGCCACAAGUGAGAUCCAGUUGCCUCCACAACCAAGAACUGUGUUUGCUAUCGCUUAUGGCAUCCACCUUUCGAAAAUUCGACCCACUUGAAACCCUGAAUGCAGUGAAAAUGGUAAACACUUUGGAACGUGUGCACGAAACACUGACUCCUGAACUCGUUUCAUCCGAAAUUGAGGCACUGCAACCAGGCAAUACGUUCGCAAUGUUUGUCCGUCGUCAAAAUUGUGCUAUCAUGAUCCAUUUACCGCCCAAUCAAACGACAGCACCGCAGAAUGUUAUUGUGUCGACAUUCCCCGCAAAUUUGCAUCCGAAUGAGGUCUAUAAAUAUGGCGGUGAUUUGGAAUUUACGUAUCCAGUGCAAGCGCUGCACGUCAAAUUUUCCCAGCUAAUCAAAUCAAAGGCGUUUGCAGAGCAGCUUUGUUUCCUUUAUGGCGAAUCAUCAUUCAAUAUGAAAAAACGGGACCACGUUUCAAACUGGCUUAUUACGGCCCUAUGCGAUGAAGGUUCCAGAACGGCAACGACCCGAGAAUUUCCAUUUGUAACAAAGAAAAUUCGUGAUGAAGUCCUCGGCAAAACGGGAAAGACCUGUUUUCGACGAUCGAGCUUCUACAUGUGCAUAAAGGUUUUCCUGCAACAUAGUUUGACGCUUGAGCUAGGUGCAACGAACGGCAAAUGGUUCUUUAAGCUUUUGAUGCUGGAGUUUUUGGCAGAUUUGUGUGAUUCCGUUGAGAAAAUUCGUGACAUCGAUUUGAUAUGUCAACUUAUCGCCAAGCUCGCCCGGCGAAUAGAAAAAUUCGGACAAGUACAAUACGUGCCUAACGACACAUUAAAUCAACUCGAGCUGGAGCCGCAUGUUCUCAAUCAUUCCCGAAAUGCGAUUUCGAAAAUUCGUGCUAAAAUCGACCUUCAAAUUGAAGAAUUGCAACAGUUGGACGAAUCAAAUGCACAACUAACGCCAUUGACUGAUCUGGAUUUUACCACAGAUGCUCUUCAAAAAACACCAAAAUUGAACGAGUAUCUGAUGAAUCGUAACCAUGGAAACGUUCUGACUCCAUUUACUUUACGCUUGCAUAUCAAGUCAUACCGCCGAUACUCCAGAGAAUUGGUACGCGCUCCUCGAUUGGACAAUUUCAUCAGCCUAAAUGAAAGUGGCGAAUUUGAGAAAUGUUUAUUUUUUGCCGAUUACGAGAACUGGAUUCUCUACACUUUGGACAUUAACGAGACGAAAUUUAGCUCCUCAGAUAUUUGCGAAUGGGCCUUCACAUACGGAUCAUAUGCCGAGAAUUUCUACAAAAACGACCCGCUUGGUAACAGUAGAAUGAUUUUGGUGCGAAUGAAAAUGCUUGCAAUGUUGGACAAACUUGCCACAAAGUCGUUCCCCAUGCUUUUGGAGCAUCGCAGUGGCGUCAAUACAGACAUUUUCAACAGCCUUCUGCUACCGCAAUACUUUGACAUGAAAAUCGGAUUCGAAAUCGAGUCUUAUUUCAAUGAACGCAACGCUCAAAGCAAAUUUCCUAGUCUGGUCGAAGAGCAUUCUGUCACGGUUGGGUCGUUUUCAGCUCGAUUCGCUCGCAAAAACCCGUCAAUGCAAGACAUACGGAAAGAAUUGAAUACUAUCGACCAAGAGAACAUUGACGUGAAGCGGCGGGAAUGGACCGCUUUGAGAAGAGAAAUUUCCAGCUUACGUUGGCAAGCGAAACGCAUACAUCACGAGAUCGUUUCAAAGAAGCAUCUAGAUACGUGUUAUUUGUGCAGCAUUCAAAAGAGAAUCACCGAAAUCAGAUUCGAAGAAUACUUGAAAAUGAUGCCGGACGAAGAAUACAAGCAAAAUGCGAUCGUUUUCGAGCUUGAUAUACCUGCUGAUGUCGCGUGCCUGCGAGAUGUUCUUGAAGAUUUCAACCGAUAUUGCAGCGAAAGAAAAAGUUCAGCCAUUGCAAUCCGGACGAACUGGAAUGAGCUAGACGUCAUUUCCAAAUUCAAUCAGUCCGCAAGCAAAAAUGUAAAGCUCGGAUUGACCAUCCAAACCGUACAGCUAACGAGCUACCACGCAGAUGAAAACUUUGAGCGCUUUGUACGACCAAAUUCCAAUGACUGUGUGUAUCAUUGGUCCAGACAACGAUUGACUUCAAUGCCGACGAUUCGUGUUAAGAGUGAAUGUACGUUGUCAACCGAACAGAAAUACACCUGCCUACAAUGGACUCUUGCUGGAACGCAUACUCAGAAUGAAGUUUUGGCUCUCCAGGGACAAUGUCCGCCGGGUAUGAUGUUGAGUGAAUUCAAGUGUUUCGGCUCACUUCGAGCGGAUGGUCAUCGCCUGCAACUACGUAAGCUGUACGGCAUGAUAGAAUACGAAGAAUUAUCAUUUGCGGAGCUCUCAGUGCUAUCGUUGGUCGCACAAACACUGUGGGAGGCUGGACAAAGUGGAGACAGCGGAUCGGUGCGUGAAUCAUUCAUUGAUUUGAGAGACAAAGCAUUCACGUACGCAUACAUCGAUACGCUUAAUAAAUUCAUCGAUCAGCAAAGCAACAAUUGGAUGCACUCAUUGAAAUUACUGUCCAUCGUUUUGGUGACCGUUCGCAUUUUCGAAAUCAACAAUGACGAAGAAACAGCCGAUUCGAUCAUGGCAGUCCUUCACAAAAUUCGAUCACUUGCUCUCAACUGGAUCGAAGAUGUAGAGAUGGCAAUUCACAAUAUGGGCACGGCCGCCAAGACCAACGAUAUUCAAAACAUAAAGCGACAAUUAUUCAAUAUUGCCAUUGUGGGAGCUAUGACCUUCUUUGUUAGUUCAAACCACAAAUUCUUCGAAAAGAUUUUCGACAAAAAUCCAGAAAAUGAAUUACCGGGCGUAGUAGUUUGGCUACGCUUUAUUGUGGUGCUGAAUAACAACAUCAUUUUGGGGAAGAAUAAUUUCACGGGAAUCAACUCGGUAUGGUUGCGCCGACUAUUGUGGAAAGUUGGUGUGGAAAUCGAGCAAAAAGUGCGUCUAGUGAUAGAGCAGAACGGGAACGUCGUUCUUGAUGUGGUCAAACAUUUUUGGAAGCGUGCCAAAGGUGGCGUUUUCGCCGAAACAUAUUUCGACAACCGAUCGCCACAAAUUGUGGUCGUCAAUGUCGACGUCGGUGGUAAAUUGGUAUUCGUUACAUUGGACAUAAUUAGCGGAUCAUUUUUGGUGGAUAAUUUACCAGUGUCGCGGCUCUCACAAGAAAUUGUCGCCUCACCAUUAUAUCAGCGUAUUUUUGGCAAUUCAGUUUUUGAAGUCCAGCCGGACGCACAGAAUAGCUUUGCAACUGUUCAUUCGUACAGCGACUGCUUUUACGAGUUCUUCAAAAUACCAAAUGGUCUCAUCAUCACCGAGAAGCAAAACGAUGUAGUGAAAGAGCUUAUUCCGGCGGAGAUUUUCCAACACGAGAUUCCAGGACUUUUAGUCGAAAAUUACAGCCACUGGUGGAACAAAAACGGAAGCACAAUCGAAUUUCGGCCGAUUCUGUUCACAAAUCAGCUGUUCUCGAAGCCGGAAGGAAUAACGUAUCGAUUGGAUUUACAGGAGCACCAUCUGAUUGAAAUGAAAUCGAAGCGCUGCUUUUUGGACAUCACGAGUAACAGUUACAUGCAAAUAGUCAAGAAUCUGUCCCGACUGGAGGUUCCAAAAUAUAUUCAUGUUCUUAUGGAUGAGCCGGAAAUAGCUAGAGCCGAGCUAAUUCGCAUGCGGCUGAACUUCAUUAUUAAAGAGAAUCCAGCAGAUGAUCUGAUGGAAAACGGAAGCGACGACAUCACGAUACGAUACGAUAUCCUUUCCAAUGAAUUCAACGAUAUGCGAGUCAGUUUGACUCAAAAGUGUGGAACACUGUUCGGAUUGAUGCAUGGCUUGCUGUUGGAAGGUACCUCGAAUGCGAUGAAACUUCUUCUAAUUCCGCAUGGCAGCGUUAACAUCAAGCGCCAUCGGUCACACGUGGCAGUUCGAGUCAAUGUUGCUGAUGCACUGCACAUGCCACCAUUCCACGAAUAUUACAUCGACGAGCAAUUGUGCUGGAUCAAACCUAACAACAGCAACUUUUCGGCCUGGUUGUAUCUGGCAUAUUUGCACGCGGUGACAUCGCAUGGGGAAAUUGAACCGCUGACUGGAAUGUCUGGCACGGAACGAGCACUGCAAAUACUUCAAUCUGGCGUCGUUUGGUCGUCGAGUCCCUAUGAUUGGAAUGCUGCUAGCAUUUUGCAAAAUAUCGCUGAAUUGAGUCCUACACGCACCGGGGGAACGAUACGAAUGGUUCAAUGGCCCGAUUUCAUACCAGCACGGACAGCACAAGAUACUUUCGUUUUUAUCGCUCGGAAGUUGAUUGCAGACAGUGAACGAUUGGGUGGACUUUAUCCGGACGCAACCGUCAAAGCUAUUACAACGAAAGCAAGUCUAACUCUACAUAAUCAACAAGAAUAUUCCCGAUACUUAACGUUUGCUCCAAAUGUGCGCGUUGCUGACGAAUUCCUAACUCGUUGCAUAUCGACGACAUCGUAUCCGAAUUUCGUUGAUGAAAAGCUGUCGUCGAAUACAAUGAAAUUGUCGUCGUUGUAUCAUCGAAACGAAUUUCAAGUGCCGAUUGGUUUGGACGUAUUUAGUGUUUACUUCAAGGGCAUGCAGAAGUUGGAUGGAAUAGUGCAUGUCGACGAAGUUAAAUCGAUUUUGCAGCAUCAAUUUCGUCGCUCGACUCUUAUGAAUUUGUGGUUGUCGCUGUAUGAAGCUGUCCGUACAUCCUUGCUUAAUCAAGAGGAAUUAGCGUUGACUUGGACACUUCUUUCUCAUCAAAAUCAUGACAUUAGACUCAUUCUAACACUUCAAACAAUAUCGAUGAACGCUCAGUAUUUCAAUUCGAUCAUUCCACCUGGUGCUUCAUCUUUUCAAGUAAAUCGAGGAGAAUACUGUGACUACACAAUUCGGCAAAUAUUACGAAAGCAUUUGGAGAAUUACGGCGUGUCUGUGAAUCCGAAAGAAGAAGCAAUUCGAGUUCGGACCAAAGAAGUUGAGAGUAAAUGGCCUUGUGACAGUAUUUCCUUUUCGUCAUCGGGUGACUUGUCAUAUUGUCUAAGUUUUGCGUGCCGUGAAAUUAAUGAAAAACUUUGCAUCUGGAAUAACAACCGAAAAUUGAGGCUUUUCUUUGAAGCGGUAGAUCUAAAGAUGCGUCAAUUAUCUUUUAGGUCAAGAAAUUACCUUGCUGAACCUAUUUUGCAGCCGUAUCGGGUACCGAGUCAAUUGAAAUGGAAGAAAUUUGAAUUAGACAUCGACGCCCGUAUGCAUUCAAGCAUCGCCGAAUUAGACCAAAUUUUGGACGAAGCUAAGCAUGUGUGGACAUUAGCGAAUGAAAAUGGAUCAAAAUCGUCUGAUUACUGGUGGUCGAUGUACAAAGACAUCAUUAACGCCUCCAGUGUUCAGCAUUUAAUGGAUUCUGGCUUAUGUCCACGAAUUGUGCCCAGUAUAGUUUUGCCCCGAAUCGCUUCCGAUGAAACGGCUGCAGGAUUGAAGGCGCUAUUAGGAGCAUUAGCGAUUUCCAUUGUGAAGGAGCAGCGAGAGAAGCGCAUCGACAGAUAUUCGAGUGAAGAUCCAAUGAAAGAAAGAGAGAUGGAAAACGUACCACACGUGAAUUGGCGUCCGUGCGACUAUCCCAACUGGUUGCUGUUCGAAAUUGAGCAAAAUCUGACCAUCCGACGGAUUCAAAUCGAAAUUGCAAAGCGUAUGAUAAAUCCGCCGGCAGGGGGUACGCCACAUUCCGUUAUGCAGCUGAACAUGGGGGAAGGGAAAACGGCAGUCAUCGUACCGAUUCUGGCUUCAUUUUUGGCUGACGGCAACCAAGUGUGUCAAGUUACAGUCCUCAAGUCAUUGUUCGCAACGAAUGCCAAAUCGCUUCGCAAUUAUUUGGGUGGCAUGAUUGGACGAAGAAUAUACAUGUUUCCAUGUCGUCGCGAUUGGCCUGUUCGACAACACGUCGAAACUAUCAUCCGACUUUAUCAAGAAUGCUUCGUCAAUAAAGGAGUGAUUGUCACCUUGCCGGAGUACCGUCUGUCAUUUCAGUUGAUGAUGUACAACUCAAUUCAGAAACGUGAAUUCGAUGUAACCAGACGUUUCCUCGCCGCCCAUGACUGGAUCAACACGCACGUCCGCAACAUCCUCGACGAAUCUGAUGCGAUCCUGCAUCCAAAAUAUCAAUUAAUUUACAGUGUUGGCAAACAACUUCCGCCCGACGGCAACGAUUUGCGGUGGCUGGUUAUUCAAUCGUUGCUAAAACGCGUUCCGUUCCAUAUGAAACAGUUGCAAGGCGAACUCGGAGACGAAGCAGUGGAAUUUGAUCGCGAGUACUUGAAAAAAUGCAACAUUUUCGGUAGCGAACAAGUUAACAGUCGACCGGAUGUGUUCACGUCUUGUCGGAUUUUGGAUGAACAAUCGGUUUUCUCCAGAUUGAACAAGGCCUUGACCAAUGAUUUCUUAAAUGGUCAAUUAGACAUUGUGUUCCAGGAACCGAUAACGGCGCUGAAGGAAAGCUUAAAAAUUGCUUUCUUUCAAGAUUCAGAAACGGUCGACCCGAAGUAUCUUGAAGCAUUGCUGGCACCUUUUUCGGAGAGAGAUCGGAACAUUAUUCUUAUUCUAUGCGGCUAUUUGCGUCUGGAGGUCUUAAAACUGACGCUGAUGAAACGAUGGCGCGUGAGUUAUGGGGUGGAGCAGAAUGGUGAACGGUUGAUGGCAAUUCCGUUCAAGGCAAAGGACGUUGCAGCGAAGAGGACAGAGUUUGGCCAUCCUGAUGUUGCAAUCUGUUUCACACAUUUGUCAUACUACUACUCAGGCCUGACUGAUGAGCAAAUAUUCCAAGUAUUUGAAAUUCUUUCAAAAACUGCAAAUCCGGACGACGUCUAUGAAAAGUGGAUUGCCAACAUUCCCAUCAAAAUCGUUCACCCUUCGAUUCGGCGCUACUCCAUCAUCAAUCUGAACGAUGCACAUCAACGCGAUCAUUUGCUGUUUCCAUUGCUCAAAUUCAACAUGUACGCCAUUGACUUUUGGUUAAGUCGAGAAGUUCUUCCGCGCGAAGCCAAGACAUUCACACACAAACUUACAUGCACCGCAUGGGACCUAUGCAGCGAAAGUUUGACGCACAAAGUCACAGGCUUCAGUGGCACCAAUGACACCAAAGACAUUCUACCGUUGCCGAUCGCUCAAAACGAUCUGAAAGAACUGGAAAGCACGAACGAAGAAAUGCGUCAAAAACUUCUGCGGCCCGAGAACCAGUGCUAUUGUGCCCUGCCAGCUAAUGUUACCGGGAAGCAGAUUUUGCAAAAAUUGGUACAAGAUGGCAUACCCGUUCUGUUAGAUGCCGGUGCACUGAUGUUAGAGCUCAAUAACAAACAAGUGGCGGUAGAGUGGCUGAAACAAGCUCCCGAUAUGUACGACGUUGGUGUCUACUUCGACGAACAAGACAUUCUACAAACUAUUGAUCGCAGUGGAAUUAUGGCAGAAUUUGAAUGCUCGUCUUAUCGAAAGAACUUGGGUCAAUGUCUCGUGUAUUUGGACGACACACACACGCGUGGCACUGAUCUAAAGUUUCCGUUGGGCACAAAGGCGUGCGUGACACUUUGUGGUGAUAUUACACGGGACAAAACGGUUCAGGCGUGCAUGAGAAUGCGACAACUGGGCAAGGGCCAUAAAAUUGCAUUCUGGGCUUCAUCCGAAGCGAACGCUCGGAUUCAAAGCGGAACUGCAGGGGAUAGCAUUACUAACAAGGACGUCGUUAAAUUUAUCUGCCAGAACAGCGAGAAAUUCGAAAGAGACAACGUGUCACAUUGGGCCGCAUCAGCCUUUAAUUACACGAAAAAGCUCAUCGGCCAUAAACUGAUCAAUGAUUCUGUGGAUGACCGAUCAUUAGAGAGAUUGUAUGAGCACUGCCUGGAAAACGAUUACGCCACAUUGAUGGAACUGUAUGGCGAUAUAAGAAAAGCAUCGCUGACAAUGAUUUUCCUGCGAAAAUUCGAGACCUUAACUAGUGACAGGAUUAGGAGUGUUCGCGAUUUCAAAUUCACCAUUCUCGAAGGUGUGAUCGGGAGAAUCAACGCCAAAGCCCAACAUGAGAAAAAGUUCUUGAGUACCUUGGACGACGAACAAGAAAAGGAAUUGGAGAAAGAAGUCGAAGUUGAAGUUCAAGCAGAGAAACCAAAACUACCGAAAAUCGAGACAGCAGCCACGCCCCAAUUCGACAAGCGUUUGAACCAAAUGAUCCGGACCAAACAUAACGGCUCAAUCUUGAAGGCAUUGAAAGCCGAUUCAGUUUUAGCUCCAGUGGAGCAAUGCCUAGCUCACGUACAAUUCUAUCAAAAAUACAUCAACAAAUGCGGAUGGGCGAAUCACUUGUUAGCUACGAAAGAUUUCACCAGUGUGAUCGAAAGUACUGCCACUACCUGCGACAAAUAUCUGCGACCGGUCUGGUGGAUUGCUCGUGUCAAUAGAUCGAACGGAGCGUUUAGCUUAAUUUUGUUAAGCUCGUACGAAUGCGACCGCAUGCUAUCGUCCUUUCGGAAGUCUGAAAAUGCCGUCCUCUACAUGUUCCAUCCACGUAUUAAACAUCUGCACAGCAAUUUAAUUCGAGAGUCUGCACUACAAGUCUGUGGAUGGAAGAAUGCUCCACGCAUCCGUGUUGAAGAGGAAGUACAAAUCGGAAUGCUGUCUGGAUUGAUGUAUUUCGCAGACGAUGAAGAACAGGCAGUGUACUGCAGUUUUCUCGGAUUGAUUCCGAGACCACGCACUGCCGAACUGGAAAACGCUUUCACUCAAGGUAUCAUCAAUCCGAAUGGUUUCGUAGAGCGUAAAAAUCGUCUGUACUCGGAGUUAAUUGGUAACAUCGUCGGACAAUGUGGCUUUGACCAAAAUUCCACCGAUUUGGCAGUCAAAUUGAUUGAGGCACAUCACCAACAUAUGCCAGCUGGCUGUCAUGUCGCGUCAGUUCUGCUGCGCGGAAUCAAAGCGCAUAUCAAUUCGAGUAACGGUAAUUAAAACUAAUGAUUACUAAUCAAACAAAUGAAAUUCAUGAAAAUUUUGUCCAUACUUUUAUACUGAAAUCGGGAAAUUCUUGAAUAAAAUGAAGAAA
This is a messenger RNA of Bradysia coprophila, 9344 nucleotides long. RefSeq lists its product as uncharacterized. The record is from RefSeq and is a predicted model, not a curated record. NCBI's taxonomy places the organism in Eukaryota, Metazoa, Arthropoda, Insecta, Diptera, Sciaridae.